AUGGGGAGUGAAUAUGUACAUGUUCCCUGUGACAUUUUACCACUCGAUUGCAAGUCUUUUGACCUUCUUUCGGACGUCGAGAAGCGUUAUCUCUGCCUUCUUGAUGAAAUUGCCUGGAUCGGUGGUCUCAUUGACUUAAUUCAGCUGUCUCCUGAAGCUGCUGGCAUAUUCCUUCUAGGACAAAGUAUAUUUGAAAAGCAAACGGUCUCUGAACUUUCGGAUGCUGCUAGGUCGGCUGGCAUUAAUGAUGCCGAUAUUUCCGCAUUCGUCUCUUAUUUCGCUUCAAUUUAUGGAAACCUGGGCAACUACCUGUCAUUUGGUGACACAAAAUUUAUACCUGGUCUUUCGGAAAAAGCGUUCACAGCUAUUGUAGCAGUCAGUGACGCGUACAACCUGUCACCGGAGUUGAAAAAUGUUUUUGGUCAGGUAAUCGCGGCAAUUUAUUCCUUGCAUCCCCACCGUCUUCGCCUGGCCUUUGCUCCAGAGGGUCUGACAACAUACUACUCUGGUAACUGUGUACGCGAAGACGCCGAGAUAGUGCAGAAGUACUUGAAUGCGAAAAAAAUUGAGGGUUAUAACACUCGUGUCUUAAAAAGUCAGGAACGAAAUUGUGAUGGGAAGUUCGAGUACCAAAUUACAUUUGCUUCGUCUGAGAGCAGAAAAGAAAUUAUCACGGAUCCUUGUUUACCUAGUACCGCUGUAUUUAAGUUACGGUAUGGGGAUUUUCAAGAGCUGAUGGCUCUUCUUGUAGAGGCCAUUGAAAAAGUGAAAGAAGCUGCAUUGAAUACAACGCAGAAGUCCAUGUGGGAAGAGUAUCAGGUUAGCUUUCGGACUGGUUCAAUUGAGGCUCACAAGGAAGGAUCAAAGUUGUGGGUGUCCGACAAGCAGCCUGCUGUCGAGAGUUAUAUCGGCUUCAUCGAAAGCUAUCGUGAUCCGUAUGGUGUAAGGGGGGAAUUUGAAACUUUUGUGGCUGUCGUGGAUAAGGCCAUGUCGGCAAAGUUCCAGAAUUUGGUCUCUGGUGCGUCUAAAUUUCUUACACUCUUGCCGUGGCCCACAGCCUAUGAAAAAGAUAAGUUCCUGGAACCUGACUUCACCAGCCUUGACAUUAUCUCAUUCGGUGUGUCUGGUCUUCCCGUUGGUAUAAAUAUUCCGAAUUACGAUGAUAUUCGUCAGACAUUUGGUUUCAAGAAUGUGUCUCUUGGGAACGUCCUUAAGGCUCGUUUCCAGGAUCCAACAGCUACAUUUAUUUGCGAUGAAGACCGCGAGCUCUAUGCAACCAACGUUGGGCAGUCGUUUGAAAUCCAAGUUGGUCUUCAUGAACUUCUCGGGCAUGGAUCUGGCAAACUGUUUCGGCGGAAUGACGAUGGCACUUUCAACUUCCCAAGUUCAGUUCGCGAUUUAAUAACUGGAGGAGACAUAACUCACUGGUAUGAGCCAGGAGAGACUUGGGACUCUAAGUUUAGCAACAUUGCCUCUGCGUUUGAGGAAUGUCGGGCGGAAUGCGUUGGAGUGUACCUCUGUGACGUCGCUGAGGUUCUCAGCAUUUUCGAUGCAGAAGGAAAGUACAAUCCUGGGGAUGUGAUGUACAUCAACUGGUUAUCAAUGGUUCGUUCCGGCCUAAUGGGCCUCGAGUUUUUCACUCCGCCCACCAAUGAGGGAGAUGGUGGAGCUUGGCGACAGGCGCACUGUCAGGCCAGAUUUGCAAUUUUGAAGGUCCUCCUCGAGUGCACCCCUUCUGUGCUGAAAAUCGAAUCAGUGAAGGGCCAGGAUGGCAAACCCGACCUCCGCAUUCACCUAGAUCGUAGCCGACUCCACUCAGUCGGCAAACCAGCCAUCGGAGACUUCCUGCAAAAGCUGCAGUACUACAAGAGUACUGGAAACUCCGAAGAGGGAUGCGUCUUUUUCACGAACCACUCUACUCCAACGACUGAGCACUUGAAAUGGCGUCAGACAGUUAUUGAUCGGAGAAAGCCACGACCCAUUUAUGUGCAGCCAGUUACAUUUGAGAACCCUGAAAGUGGUCUAGUGACUCUGAAAAAUUAUCCGGGUACCGACGAAGGUAUUAUCCAAUCUUUCAUUGAUCGAUACUCCAACCGGCGACACUUUGGCCCGCGUGCACUGGCUGCCCUCAAAGCCGUCUGGGAACGUGACCAACAGUACUUUACGACGAUCCCUCUCUAA
This is a messenger RNA of Mesocestoides corti, 2181 nucleotides long. The record is from the annotation of a GenBank genome assembly. Lineage: Eukaryota; Metazoa; Platyhelminthes; Cestoda; Cyclophyllidea; Mesocestoididae.